Messenger RNA from Salvelinus sp. IW2-2015, 1380 nucleotides. The record is from RefSeq and is a predicted model, not a curated record. NCBI's taxonomy places the organism in Eukaryota, Metazoa, Chordata, Actinopteri, Salmoniformes, Salmonidae.
UGGCUCGGUCUCAGUAAGAGAAAUCUGCAACAUCAGUCAGUCAAUGUUCGGAUCAGCACCCUGCGUACUGGAUACAAGACACGAAAUUAAUUACAUCUGGGAGGGCUGUGUCUGGUAAGCGUUACAGGGGGAGUGGCUGACCUUCAUGCUGAGAGGUCACGGAGGAGAAGACCCAUGGAUGAUGGUCAGUGUGAGAGGGAGGGGCCAGUGUUGUCUGAGUAUCAGGAGGGUGGGGUCGACCUCCACUGCAACCAAUCAGACCCCUCGGAACCAAAUCAGAACCUAAACCAGAACCGGACACCGACUCAACUAGAUGAUGGUCAGAGGGUUGGACGAGACUUCAUCCAACAGAAGUCUUUAAACAACAAUGUGGAGGAUGAGGAGGAGGAAGGUAGAACGGUGAAGGGAGAGGAAGAUGGGGAUGAGGAUGAUGUGAUUGUGGAAGAAGAGGAGGAGGUCAGCAGUGUGACUCGCGGCCAAUCACACGACACUCCUAUGACUGACUGUUCCUUCUCGGACACAGACAGUCCGGUAGAGCUCCGGCCCUCUGUGUCUCCAGAGACUACAGAUCCCAUCAGCUCCCAAGCAACAAGUCCAGACGAACCCUGCUACAGUGACCCUGCGGGCGAGACACACACCUCCACCACAGGACCUACCACCUCCACCACAGGACCUACCACCUCCACCACAGGCCCCACCUGCACCACAGGCCCCACCUGCACCACAGGACCCACCUGCACCACAGGACCUACCACCUCCACCACAGGACCAACCACCUCCACCACAGGCCCAACCACCUCCACCACAGGCCCAACCACCUGCACCACAGGCCCCACCACCUCCACCACAGGACCCACCACCUCCACCACAGGACCCACCACCUCCAUCACAGGCCCCACUUGCACCACAGGACCUACCACCUGCACCACAGGCCCCACCUGCACCACAGGACCCACCAUUUCCACCACAAGCCCAACCACCUCCACCACAGGCCCCACCUGCACCACAGGACUCACCACCUCCACCACAGGCUCCACCACAGGCACCACAGGACCUACUACCUGCACCACAGGCCCCACCUGCACCACAGGACCCACCAUUUCUACCACAGGACCUACCACCUCCACCGCAGAGCCUAUCCCUAGUCUUGCCCUCCUGGCCACCUUAAAGGAGUUAGGGGAACGGGGAGAUCACUCCCACCUGCCUCAGUACCUCCAUCAGGUAGCCGAGGCCUUUGCCUUCAGAAGAUUGUAUCCUUAUUUUGAGAGGCGGUGUGGGGCAGACGGCCGGGGAGAGAGGAACAGUGACACUGACCUGACUGCACGGCAGCUGGACAUACUCACACACAUCUGCAAAACACACCAACGUUCGGUUAUUUGA